AUGUUCUUUGGCUCUCUGCUUUUGGUGGCCGCUUUGGUGUUCUGGGCCGUCAUUGCCGUGGAGCUGCUCCACCCCAUCACCUCCGGACUUCCCUAUCCUGAAUGCACCCACUGUUCUGCCGGAUUCAACGGCGUCUUUGCUGCAACGGUCACGCUCUUCCAGCAGAUGGUCAUGGGCGAUGCCUGGGGUUUGCUCCUUGCUCCUGCAAAGGCCGCCCCGUGGACCUUCCCAGUCCUUUUCGUGAUGAUGAUGACCGUUUCCUUGGGUGCCACGAACCUCAUCCUAGCAGUUAUUGUCGAGCGAGCCGCUCAGGGGCGUGACAAGGACCAAGAGCGGAAGAUCAAGCAGAAGGAGGAGGAGCGGUGCAAGAAUAUGAUCGACCUUGCGGUGCUGUGUGCCACCAUGGAUGAAGACAACAGCGGAUCACUUUCCCUGGAAGAGAUGCUGCAUGGCUACGAUCGGAACGAGGAUUUUCGGAAAUUGAUGCAGGACAUCAAGCGCGAAGACAUGCAGACCAUCUUCCGUGUCCUCGACAGUGACGACUCCGGCGAGGUGUCGUACUUGGAGUUCUGCCAGCAUUUGGGCAGUUUCCUGGAGCGCGACCCAGUGGUCAUGCACUCCUUGGUGAAGUACUCAAUCAUGGAGCUACGGAAGUUGACGCUGAGCUCAUGUCGGCCAAGCUUACGCCAAGACUCCCGAAAGGCCCCCCCCAAAAGAAUCCGAACCCCAAAAUUUGCAUCCUCAGUGGGGUGA
This is a messenger RNA of Symbiodinium natans, 753 nucleotides long. The record is from the annotation of a GenBank genome assembly. Lineage: Eukaryota; Dinophyceae; Suessiales; Symbiodiniaceae.